CCAAACAACGCAAGAACAGGUUCACUAGCACGGUUUCAGUAUCACUAGUCUCACAAUAUUAAUGGCAAACGUUAACGCCGAUCUUGAAUUAUAUCUCGCCAUCGAUGCCGCCGCCAACGACCUGAGCCAGAGGGAAUGCCCCUGGUAUGCAGUCUGGAACAUCUGCUUGAACCAAUACCUUUUUGCACACUCCAAUACCCAAACAACAGCCUGCUCGACAAUCCCUCAAUAUUCACUCGUCUGGACCUACGAUGUUGAUGUUGAUCAUAAUAUUACACCGUCCAGUCAUUCAUCAUCACCUGCUAGUAACCAUAUGCAAGUAUCUCCCCCCCCACCUCAGCACCUUCAACUUUCCAAACGCUCUGUUAAGAUACCUGAUUUUGUCCAAGUACUCCAUCGUGCCAUUCAACCACAGGAACUUCCGCCCCGCCAUAGUCAACAGCGUGUUAUCCUGACUGUUGAAGUCAAGCCAGCGCUCGAAGCCACUACCUUUGACCGCAUUCUAAACUCACAAGUGUCCAAGCAAGUUAUGUAUGCAUUUGCUUCUGAUCAUACUCUCCAGUCGCUUGGUGUGGUGUUGGCUUGUGGGUUAUACUGGGUGUAUUACGAAGUUGACCGGCCGUCUUCUCGCGAGUUGGAGUACUCAGAGAGGACCAUGUAUGACUCAGAUUAUGUGCCCCAGAUGGAGAUCUCCGCAGAUACAGAAUCGGACGACUCGGGCUCCUCAGGCUCCUCUGCCCUCAGUGACCCUCCUGAUAUCUUAUUUCACAUUCCUAAAUGUAUCGACUCUAUUCUUGAUGGUCGCAGCCAAUUCUCCCUCGACGACGUGCCACUAUUCGGUUUGGGGGAUUGCAGGGCGAUGGGACGUGCACCACUUGCGCUACAAUAGGUAAAAAGAGAGGCGCAAACGCGUGGUAAGAGGGCUGGAGCAAAUGGGCAUUGAAUUGCCAUCGUGAAUCGUUUAGGCCUUCAUUAUUAUGAUUCGAGUACUGAUAAUAUUGAAAUGCAGGUCAUUCAACCGGAAUGUGGCGAGUCCUCGGUGCUCCUUCGUUUUGUCUAUGACUAUGAAGUGAAUCCUAACUGCAUGCAUGCUCAGGUCACUCGCGGAAUCUAUACGGAUUGUCUCCUUAACUAUGAGACUGUCAGGUAUUUCGAGGGGAGAUGUAUGAGGCACAGAGGUAUAUGGAGGCUAUUGGGG
Molecule: messenger RNA, 1198 nt
Organism: Suillus subaureus
Lineage: Eukaryota; Fungi; Basidiomycota; Agaricomycetes; Boletales; Suillaceae
Exons: 3
Coding region: 62-889 (275 amino acids)
Source: RefSeq, a predicted model, not a curated record